Molecule: messenger RNA, 3449 nt
Organism: Cydia fagiglandana
Lineage: Eukaryota; Metazoa; Arthropoda; Insecta; Lepidoptera; Tortricidae
Exons: 3
Coding region: 204-3434 (1076 amino acids)
Source: RefSeq, a predicted model, not a curated record
CAAAUAACUACUGUUCUAUUUUGAAAUAUGACAUAAAUUUUAAAUUUCAAGUAACUAAUAUCUUAAAUAAUCAAAAAUUUUAAUUAGAUACAUAUUUAGGUAAUGUAAGUAUACUGAUGGUAAUAUAAAGGCGCGCACUUCGUUAAAUAGUGUACUGUUACAUUUAUAAAAUAAACGCAUAAAUAUUUAGGAUAUUCGGCACGAUGCCAAUGUCGGGAUUAGCGUUUUUGUUCGAUAUAAUUGUCGAAGACCUAAAGAGCUUUGUGCCAACCAAAAAGUUUGUGGUUAAAAGCCAGUUUGCAGAUAUUUUUUCAUUGGUAUUGAAGAAUCCUGAACCAAAUCUGCGGAAGAGAAAGCGGAAGAAAGCGUCGAAGGAUAACACCAAGGCAAUAGAUGCAAAAAAGGUAACAGACAGUGCCAAUCAUAACAUAAAAUCACAAAAAGGUCAGACAAUAUUAUUUGUAGGCAAUAUAGAUACUCUGAUAGCACACAUGAUGCAUUAUCCAAUGGAAAUGUGUUUAUGCAGUGAAUACAAUCCGGAAGAAAGGAUAGGGUCUACUUUAAUACCGUGGAAUAACUCUUUUAUUGAGUAUUUGAUGAGCCUUUAUCACGUAGCAAAACCCGCCCCGGCAAACGUUAAGGCCGUCUACAACGUCUUCAAUGAAGCCACAUCGAAACGGAUGGCGGCAAUACGCUUAAAUAUCAAGUUACGCAUAACGGAUCAUGUCAAUUUAAAUCAAUAUACGGCUUUGUCAAACAGACAUCCCAAUACCUUUAUUAAGAUGGAUAUCGAUCAAUUAUUGUAUAUUGAUCAAUCAACUACUACAAGGUUAUGCGAUGGUACCGGUACUAUAAAAACUAUAUACAGUGAUGGAAAAAAUAAAAAGAGAAGUAGUGUUAAAAAACGUAACGCUAAAAGAAAAGCAAAUAUUGCAAAAAUAGCUGAAGAUAGAGAUCGGAAACUUACUCACGCACAGCCUAAAAAUAAGGCCAACAAGGCAAAUAAAAUUCAGAGAAACCUUUUAUUACAUUUAACCAGAAGUGAUACAAACACCGUAAAACCAUUUAAACUGGAUCAACAUAUAAGAAAGAACUUAAAUUCAAAAUCUUGCACAGCAAUAAAACAAGUCAAUUUGUUCGACUACAUCUUUGGUGAUAGAAGUGGACCAUUUGGAAAUAAAACUUACACAGUUGGAUAUGCUACUGUAAACAUUGAUGAAAAUAAAAGUAAAACUCCAUCAGCUUCUUCAGCCAGUCCUCCAGCAACUGAAAGUCCAGGCAAGGCUACAAGCAAAUCAGGGACUUCCUUAGAACCAGAUAAUAAUACUACAGUCAAAUGUGACACCGUAAGAUGCAUUUACAAGAAGGAAAGACCGCUCUUAGAGAAACCUGAUGAUAGAAUUCUUAUAGAUGUAACAAGUGUUAAACAUUCAUGUUGCGUGACCGACACAAUUGAACGACAGAUGGCGGUAAUUGGAGGAACACCUGAGGAAAAUAAUCCAUGUUACUGUGCUUGCGAAUGUACGUUUGGUUUCGAAAGGAAAACUACCUAUUGCAAAAUCUGCAAAGGAUAUGAAAAACGCGGAGUGGACUUAGACGGUAAACCUCAGUACCUCAUGCCGGAUCCCUGCCCGGUAUACCACAAAAUCAGUAGAAUAAAAACUGGAAGCACUUCCGGAAGUGAUAGCAAGAAAAAAAGUAAAAGCAUAGAGAAAGUUGAGGAAAACGAAAAGAAAGCAAAGAAAAAUGAUCGAUUUAAAUUUAACUACGGCUACAAAGGUAUACCUCCUAAGAUUGGGCACGAUCGAUGUGUUUUGCCAUGCACUGGGACUAUGUCCAACGUCCCUAAAUAUAUGGGCUGGCUCUGGACUGCUGCUAACGUCCCCGGGUUAAUGUUUCGACCUUCGUGGAAACCUGGUGCAAUUAAUAAGGUAGUUGCAAGAAAGCUCAGAAAUGCCCUACAUCCAGGUGAAGUUACCAAUAAGCGUAGAAAAGUUGUGGCCCCUAAGAAGCGUCCUCUCAAACGACCGCUCCUGAUCGUCCACAAAAAGGAUGGCGAAUUUACUGUUACAAUGGAAACCAUGAAAUCCUAUAAUAGACCGAGAACUAUCAACCAACCGCCUUACGAGGACAAACCGGCUCUGACAUACACUAUAGGGAGAACAGAAGAAGAAAACCGUGAAAGAAGGAAGAAGAGGGAACGUGCCGCGAGAAGACUAGAGAGAGAGCAACGCGAGUUCAUUCAGAGUACCUUCACUGACAUGUGCAAGGAAAUAUGCUUGAAGACAUACCAGCAGGCGUUAGGGAUUCUUCCUGAUGCUGAAGAUCCUGAAUGCGCUUGCUACCCACCUCUGCCCGACCCUAACCGCGUCAACGAAGACCGAUCAUGUUCAUGCUCUGAUGACGGAGACUCUUUAGCGUCCGACACAGACUCUGACGAAUGGAUAUUAGAGUUCACCGCUCCGACCGCUUACUACGAUUCCAAAUACCCAGGCACAAAGGUUAAAACAGUAGACAACGGAAGCCAAUACACGUACUUAGACUAUAAAGUGAAACUUACCGAUAGAUUCGGAAAUGCUGUUCCAAGAUUCUUUAAAGGACCCGAUGGGAAAGAACAAUGUAGUGACUUGGGAGGUUUCUGGAGCCCCUCAGGUCAUAAUUGGCUCCAAAUUAAUCUUGACGGUUUCAUAAGCCCCGACGGACGAUGGGCUCCGUUCACAUUUAUUGGUCCCAGCGGAGAAUUAGUUGACACCGACACAGGCAAAUUCCAAGACGCAGAAGGUAAUUGGCUAGCAAUAGGUGUCGACGGCUAUAUAGAUGGCAACAAGUGGAAGUUUUACAGGCAAUCUGCAGAAAAAAAACAAGAUACCAAGACUGCCAAGAAGAAGUUAUCUAAGACAAGAUCUACGAAAACGCGUUGCGUUACCAAAGACAACAAAGACAAGGUACAUGAUAAGGACGGGUCCUUACCAACAUUUAGUUGCUUUGGGGAUGCUUCGGUGAUGGACUUAUCCAGGAUGGGGAUUGUCGGGCAUGGUCCGGAUAAAAAAUUGCUGAGCAAAAUGCUGAAUGAUUUGAUUGGAAAGGGUGUGAAAGUGAAGGUACCCCAGACGCCACAAUUGCCUAAGUCUCCGGCGUCGGGCAGGUCUAGGCAGCGACAGAGGGCCGACAACAGGCCAAUCUGUCGGCACCCGAAGCCAUCGCAUAAGGGGGUCAUCCAACACUUUGACGGCUCGCGUUCCUACUUCAGAAGGAGCGAAUUUAAAAACCGGAGCCCAAAGGCGCGUAUACAUGACCUAGAGCAACAGGGUAAAAGUCUGAGCACCUUCCAUGAGCCAUGUUUCAAUUCCAAUAUGGAUUGUAAGAAGCGGCGCCAGCGACGGCGGGUAGUCGUGACGAUGCCACACGCUCAUAAAUCUUAUGAUAGAUUAUAGUACCUACCGCUUGAA